CGAGCCGGCUCGCUUUCCUAGUCCGCUUCGGGCCCGCGGGCGAAAGGUUGAGCGCGUUGUUGUGCCAGCAGCCAUGACGGGCCGCGAGGAGACCCAAGUGGAGGGCAAAGCCAAGGGGAAAGUCUUGGCGCCCAGCGGCGGAGGAGGUGGCGGCAACGAGAAGGCGCGCAUGGGCAGCCCCGCUGGAGGGCCCUUGCGCUCCACGCGCGGCUUCGCCAUCACCGACCUGUUGGGCCUGGAGGCGGAGCUGCAGCCCCCGGCCGCCUCGGGCUGCGAAAGUGGAGGGGCGGCGGCAGCAGUGGCUGGACUCGGAGGAGGAGGAGGGGGAGGAAGCGGGGCGCCCUUGCCCUUGGGUUUGGGGUUCCUCUGCGGCUUCGCCACCCCUCCGCCUUCCUCCGGGGCGCACUGCCUCUUGCCGGCUCACCUGCCCUUCCUCCAGCACCAGCCCCAGGCCCACCCUCCGCACCACCACCACCACCACCCUCCUGCCCAGCACCACCACCAUCCCCACCACCAGUAUGGCGCCGAGAAGCUCAAGGAGAACAUCUCGGAUGAAGACAGUUUAUCAGGUGACAAGAACAGUUUGAAGAUUUCCGACUCUCAGAUCAAGAGAAAGAAACGCCGGCACAGGACUGUGUUUACUGCCCAUCAACUGGAGGAACUGGAAAAGGCUUUCAAUGAAGCUCAUUAUCCUGAUGUGUAUGCAAGAGAAAUGUUAGCUAUGAAAACGGAGCUCCCUGAGGAUAGGAUACAGGUUUGGUUUCAAAACCGAAGAGCAAAGUGGCGGAAACGUGAGAAGUGCUGGGGCCGCAGCAGUGUGAUGGCUGAAUAUGGCCUCUACGGAGCCAUGGUGAGGCACUCCAUCCCACUACCAGAAUCAAUCAUCAACUCUGCCAAAAAUGGGCUUGUGGGCUCCUGUGCCCCUUGGCUGCUUGGAAUGCAUAAGAAGUCAGUUGAUGUUCCAAGGAAGUCUGAAAAUGAGGAAAAGGGUAAUGUUGUCUGGAAAUCUGAGCUCCCUGAAGAGGAAUUAAAAAUUAAGCCAGAAGAACAGGAGCAAAAUUCCACUGACAAAUUCAGUGCCAUGGACAAUUCUGAAGACAUUGCAAUGGAUCUUUCCAGCACUGCAAAGCAGGAGAAAAAGAGCAGCACUUUGAGACAGAGUCUGAGUGGAGCAUCACAUCCCAAAAUAAAAGAAAGUGAGCGCUAAGUGUGGGACAUUGGCAGCACAGGGUGGUGGGUAGAGGGUAGGUAUGAACCACAGACUCAAAAUGAGAUAAGGAAACCUCUCCAUUGUUUGGAAAUGUGAAUAUUUAUUAAUAUUUAUUAGUAUUUUUUUCCUGCUAGGUUAAUGCAUUUUACAUGCAGAUGGGACCUGCCCAAGAUACUAUUUAUUUUUUCAUCUUUAAAGUUCUUUAUAUGUAAUUGAGAUAAUACAUAGGUGUAGUUGAAUUCUCCUCCCUUUCAAAUGUCACACUAAGUCACCUUUUAUUAGCAGCUCCAGAAAAUGCUAAUAAUGUUCCCUCCUGUAACAGAAAACCCACAUAACUCUAGAAGUACCAUAUUUCCUCAAAUCUAAUGCUCACUUUUUUUGCUGAAUUACAUAGCCAAAUAUGAGGUGCACAUUAGUUUUGACGGUGUGUCUCCUAAACUAAGCCAAGAGAUGAUAAUUAUAAAACUGAUUUUGGUUUUGUUUUCAGAGAUGUUAAUCCUUCUGAAUUAGAAGGAUUUCUUGGUUCUACAAUCCAUGGUCCAACAAGUUUGUUAUUAGGCUCAAACCCAUAGAGACAAAAUUUGUCCAUAGCUUGAGAAAGUUCACAGUUUUCAAGAGGUGGUCACAGUGUAAUUAUUUGAUCAAGGAUUAAGGAAUUUUUAUCAUAAAUUUACAUUUUUAAUGUUUGUAUAUAAGCUGCUUCUGAUAUUAGCUGCUACUGUAGAACAGGAAGAGCUUUCCUCUGUACUGUUGGAGGCAAUGUAAACUUCACUGUGGAGUCUGGGAAAGAGGUCUCACAAGAGGUACCAAACUGUGUAGCAUUGUUAUCUUUGCCUUUUGCAUAAAAGGGCUUUGAAAAUGGACACUUUGUAGCCAAAAUACUCAAUUUUUUCUUACUCUUCAUAUAAAACAAAACAGUAAACAAUGCUCCUUGUAUAUAGCUUGAUUAAAAUUUGUUGGCACAGAGACAGAAUCUGCUAAGCCAAUGAUGUUCACCAUUUGGCUUUCCAGAUGGUGUUGAGCUUAAACUCAUCCCUCUCUGUUGGCUAUGAUGGCUAAGACUGAUGGGAUUUGCAGUCUACUAUCUGGAGGGCCACAGUGUGUCCACUUCUGCUUUGGGAGCUGGAUUAACUCCAUCUGGCCACCCAUUCGUAUGUGUUGGCCUUUCCACACCUCAAUUCAGUACAUCCCGUCUCCAGUCAUCAUGAUCAAUGAUAAUAAUAAAAACAAGAAGUUUCAUCCCAUCUGGACGGCAUCAUCUUUGAAAAGGCAGGCUGUGUAUACCAGAUAGAUUCACAUAAUUUCUGAUACCUUUCUGCUUGUACUCACUUGAAUUGGUUAAUUGUAAGCUGUCUUGGAUCCCAUGGCAAGAGAAAGGCAGGGUAUAAAUUGAAUCAAUGAAUGAUUUUCAAGGCGAAUUGCAGCGGAACAGUGUAAACUGUGCAAAUUCUAAUUGUUAAUCUCAAUUAGGAUGGAUUUGUUAAAUCAAUAGGAACUUGGUAAAUCAACAUCUAUGAGUUCUGUUAGUUCAGUUGAUCUACUGUUGUUGGGAUUAAGGGCAGGGUACAUGCCAGGAGUCCCCUGGUAGUGCAGCGGGUUAAACUGCUGAGCUGUUGAACUUGCUGAUAUGAAAGGUUGACUGUUCGAAUCCAAGGAGUGGGAUGAGCUCCUGCUGUUAGCCCCAGCUUCUGCCAACCUAGCAUUUUGAAAACAUGCAAAUGUGAGUAGAUCAAUAAGUACCGCUUCUGUGGGAAGGUAAUGGUACUCCAUGCAGUCAUGCUGGCCACAUGAUCUUGGAGAUGUUUACGGACAACACCGGCUCUUCAGUUUAGAAAUGGAGAUGCACAUCAUCUCCCAGAGUCAGACACGACUAGAUUAGGCUUCACAUCAGGGGAAACCUUUACCUUCUAUAGGCCAGGAGUAGGAUUUUUUUUUUGCACUCCAGAUGUUAUGGAAUAGAAAUUCUUGGCAUUCCUUGCCAUUGGCAUGUUGGCUUCAAAAUUCCCACCCCUGAUUAGGGCAUUUUCCCCAAUACCCAGAUAUCACAUGGAAUUAUACAUGAAACUAACAGCUGCCUUUUUUGAUGGCUGGUGUUGGUGGGUCUGAAUGAUUUCAUGACCUUCAGGAAACUCAGGAAAACCUCAGCAUAUAUACAGAGCAGAACAAAUGAUCACAUUGGGAGUUUUUCUUGCACCAAAUGAUGUGUUUGUAUCAGGGGCCCUUCAUUUGUUUUGUAGAUGCUGCAUCAGGGUGUGUUGUGUGGCACAUUUACAGUUAGGGAGUUCUCCCCUUCACUGCUGGCUUCAGUGUGAGAAAAUGAAUUGAAUGGUGCAGCUGCAAAAUUUUGUUUGGGGAAAAAUAUGCAAUAACUCUACAUAUUUGAAUGUUACUCGCUAUGCUAUGCAUAAUAGAACUCAAACAUUUAUGGAGGGAAACCAAGCCAUAGAAAACAGUAAUAAAAUAAUGCUAUUUUGUAAAAUGUCAUAGGAAAAUAUUUUGUAAUAUGUCUGUAAAAGUGUUAAUGUUUUGAUUCCUCCUGACUCCCCUACCCUUUUUAUAUUGAUGUCCAGAAGCACUUUAGAUAUCUGUAUUUUCUAAACGUUAUCCUCCUUGCAUUGUUUGUCAUUUAUUUAUUAUGUAUUCAUAAAUAAAAGUCUUGUGUUUCUUUGUGGA
Messenger RNA from Anolis sagrei ordinatus, 3883 nucleotides. It is a transcript of the gene VSX1, whose product is annotated as visual system homeobox 1. Gene Ontology annotation, molecular function: DNA-binding transcription factor activity, RNA polymerase II-specific; transcription cis-regulatory region binding. Gene Ontology annotation, biological process: neuron development; regulation of DNA-templated transcription. Gene Ontology annotation, cellular component: nucleus. The record is from RefSeq and is a predicted model, not a curated record. NCBI's taxonomy places the organism in Eukaryota, Metazoa, Chordata, Lepidosauria, Squamata, Anolidae.